Molecule: messenger RNA, 2277 nt
Organism: Psammomys obesus (fat sand rat)
Lineage: Eukaryota; Metazoa; Chordata; Mammalia; Rodentia; Muridae
Gene: Slc44a4
Product: solute carrier family 44 member 4
Exons: 21
Coding region: 36-2156 (706 amino acids)
Biological process (GO): choline transport; thiamine pyrophosphate transmembrane transport
Cellular component (GO): plasma membrane
Molecular function (GO): thiamine pyrophosphate transmembrane transporter activity
Source: RefSeq, a predicted model, not a curated record
GUCUCCCUGGCUCCAAUCACUCCGGAGACUGAGCCAUGGGGGGAAAGCAGGAUGACAACGAGGCGUACGGGAAAGCAGCCAAAUAUGACCCGUCCUUUCGAGGCCCCAUCAAAAACAGGGGCUGCACAGACAUUGUCUGCUGUGUCCUCUUCCUGCUCUUCAUCGUGGGUUACAUUGUGGUGGGGCUUGUGGCCUGGGCGUACGGAGACCCUCGGCAAGUGCUGUACCCCAGGAACUCCACCGGGGCCUACUGCGGCAUGGGGGCGAACAAGGAUAAACCCUACGUUCUGUACUUCAACAUCCUCCGCUGUGUCGUAGCCACCAACAUCAUCUCCCUCGCUCAGAAUGGCCUCCAGUGCCCCACCCCCCAGGUGUGCGUCUCCUCCUGCCCACAGGACCUGUGGACCGUGGAGGGGUUCCAGCUCUCACAGACAGUCGGUGAAGUCUAUAAAGACAGGGAUGUCUGCCAGCCGGGGGUAGACCCUAAUACGGGCGUGAUGGAAAGCCUGCAGAAGGAGCUCUGCCCCGGUUUCCUUCUUCCUUCUUCUCCAGCCCUGGGGCGUUGUUUUCCGUACCCCAACAUCAACGUCACCUUACCGGAAUUCUCCAUCGAUAACUCCACUGUCUCUAAGGGGAUCAGUGGCCUCCUUGACAGCAUCAAUUCCCGGGACAUCUCUGUGAAGAUCUUUGAAGAUUUUGCCCAGUCCUGGCACUGGAUCCUCGUGGCGCUGGGUGUGGCUCUGGUGCUGAGCCUGCUGUUUAUCCUGCUCCUGCGCUUCGUGGCGGCGCCCCUGGUGCUGCUCCUCAUCGUUGGCGUGCUCGCCGUGCUGGCCUAUGGCAUCUACCACUGCUACCAACAGUACCGAGUGCUGCGGGACCAGGGCGCCUCCAUCUCCCACCUGGGCUUCACCACCAACCUCAGUGCCUACCAGAGCGUGCAGGAGACCUGGCUGGCUGCACUAAUUGUCCUGGCCAUCCUGGAGGGCGUCCUGCUGCUCAUGCUCAUCUUCCUGCGCCAGCGGAUCCGAAUUGCCAUCGCUCUGCUGAAGGAAGCCAGCAGGGCUGUAGGGCAGAUGAUGUCAACUAUGUUCUACCCUCUGGUCACCUUCGUCCUCUUGGUCAUCUGCAUUGGCUACUGGGCCGUGACCGCCCUGUACCUGGCCACAUCCGGGCAACCCCAGUACGUCUAUUGGGUGUACAACACCAGCACACCAGGCUGUGAGGACGCGCCUGUGAACAAGUCUUGUGACCCCUUGGCCACACCCAACAACUCCUCGUGCAAAGAGCUCACGUGCGUCUUCCAGGGCUACUCGUCCACGGGCGUAGCCCAGCGUUCUCUCUUCAACCUGCAAAUCUACGGGGUCCUGGGGCUCUUCUGGACUGUCAACUGGGUCCUGGCCCUGGGCCAGUGUGUCCUUGCUGGGGCCUUCGCCUCCUUCUACUGGGCCUUUCACAAGCCUCGAGACAUCCCCACUUUCCCCUUGUGCUCGGCCUUCAUCCGCACCCUCCGUUACCACACGGGCUCGCUGGCAUUCGGAGCCCUCAUCCUGACCCUUGUGCAAAUAGCCCGGAUCAUUCUGGAGUACAUCGACCACAAGCUGAGAGGAGCCCAAAAUCCUGUGGCCCGUUGCAUCCUCUGCUGCUUCAAGUGCUGCCUCUGGUGUCUGGAGAAGUUUAUUAAGUUUCUCAACCGCAAUGCCUACAUCAUGAUCGCCAUCUAUGGGAAGAAUUUCUGUGUCUCAGCCAAAAAUGCCUUCAUGCUGCUCAUGAGGAACAUUGUCCGGGUUGUUGUCCUGGAUAAGGUCACAGACCUGCUGCUCUUCUUUGGGAAGCUGCUGGUGGUCGGAGGUGUCGGCGUCCUGUCCUUCUUCUUUUUCUCCGGCCGCAUCAAGGGGCUGGGGAGAGACUUCGAGAACCCCAACCUUAACUAUUACUGGCUGCCCAUCAUGACCUCCAUCCUGGGGGCCUACGUCAUCGCCAGUGGCUUCUUCAGCGUUUUCGGCAUGUGUGUAGACACGCUCUUCCUCUGCUUCCUGGAGGACCUGGAGAGAAACGAUGGCUCCCAGGAGCGGCCUUACUACAUGCCCAAGGCGCUUCUGAAGAUUCUGGGCAAGAAGAAUGAGGCACCCACUGGGGACAAGAAGAGGAAGAAGUGAGAGACGAUCGUGACCUGGCCUGCAGCCCUCCUGUACAGAAACCUCGCCAGAGCUGCCUUAACAAUCACAGUUUUGUAGAAAACAGAUUUUAUUAAAAAUUGAUAUUUUAUAUUCCUGCUAA